Messenger RNA from Syzygium oleosum, 3312 nucleotides. Its product is annotated as MDIS1-interacting receptor like kinase 2-like. The record is from RefSeq and is a predicted model, not a curated record. Bases 32 to 3268 code for a protein of 1078 amino acids. Gene Ontology annotation, molecular function: protein binding; ATP binding; protein kinase activity. NCBI's taxonomy places the organism in Eukaryota, Viridiplantae, Streptophyta, Magnoliopsida, Myrtales, Myrtaceae. Gene Ontology annotation, biological process: hormone-mediated signaling pathway; protein phosphorylation. The transcript has 2 exons. Gene Ontology annotation, cellular component: plasma membrane.
AGCUCAACCAAAAAUAACCUAAAAAGCUGUCAUGGCCUACGAGAAAGAACGACUCUCAAUGUUGUUCCUCGCUCAUGUCCUUCUCAUGCUCGUGCAAGAAAUGUCUGGUCUUGCUUCAGCACGAACCUCUUCCAAAAUGGAAGUGGAGGCACUCCUAAAAUGGAAGUCUAAGCUAGACAGUGAGAGCCGCUCUACUUUGUCAUCGUGGAAUGGAAGCAACCCUUGUUCAUGGCACGGAAUCCUUUGUGAUCCCUUCGGGAGUGUCACCAGCUUGAACCUUUCGCAUUCUGCCAUAUACGGUACACUUCACCAUCUCAAUUUCUCCCAUUUAACCAACUUGGUCAAUCUUCGGCUUGGCAACAACCGGCUCUUCGGGAACAUCCCUCCAAGCAUUGGUGAUCUUUCCAAGCUCACUCUUCUUGACUUCUCUUUUAAUAACCUUUCGGGAAACAUUCCAACUCAACUCGGGUCAUUGCGAUCUUUACAAGUGCUCAACCUUUGGAAGAAUAAAUUAUCCGGUCCAAUUCCUACUUCCAUUGGAAACAUGAGCAGCUUGUCAUGGAUGACAAUUAGCGAAAAUCCGCUUGUUGGGCCCAUUCCAAAGGAAAUAGGUAUGUUGGGGUCUUUAUAUCACCUCAAUUUUGCAAACAAUUAUCUCAAUGGAUCCAUUCCUACAACUCUAGGAAAUCUGAGUACUUUGAAAUUUCUUUACCUCUUUGGCAACCAACUUUUUGGCCCCAUACCUUCAGAAGUUGGAAAAAUGAGAUCCCUUACAAUGUUGCAACUACUAGCCAAUGAUUUAACGGGUCCUAUCCCGUCAUCCAUAGGCAACUUGACUAAUCUAUCUGACCUCCGCCUUUUCAACAAUAAGUUGUCGGGUCCUAUACCGUCCUCCAUAGGUGACUUGGGCAAUCUGACUGUUCUUGCCCUUUACCAAAAUGAGUUGUCAGGUUCUAUUCCGAAAGAGAUCGGAAAACUAGGACUCCUCAGUGAACUAAGUUUAUUUACGAAUAAGUUGUCGGGUCCUAUACCGUCCUCCAUAGGUGACAUGGGCAAUCUGAGUGUUCUUGCCCUUAAUGAAAAUGAGUUGUCAGGCUCUAUUCCGAAAGAGAUUGGAAAACUAGGACUCCUCAGUGACCUAAGUCUAUUUACGAAUAAUCUGGAGGGCUUUCUUCCCACCGAGAUUAAUAACCUCACAUUCCUCAAAAAACUACAGCUAUCUGAAAACAACUUUGUCGGCCAAUUGCCAAAAGAUAUUUGCGGUGGUCGAGUUCUUCAAUAUUUUGCCGCGAAUGACAAUCACUUCACUGGUCCAAUUCCGCGAGGUCUCAAAAACUGCACGAGUUUGUAUAGAGUUAGGCUCCAAAACAACCAGCUCAAGGGAAAUAUAUCCGAGGAUCUCGGCACAUACCCUGACUUAGAUUAUCUUGAGUUGAGCAACAAUGAACUAUACGGUGAGCUACCACCUAGACUUGGUGAAUAUAGCAAUUUGACCAGCCUGAAAAUCUCCAACACUCGCAUCUCUGGCAUCAUGCCCUUUGAGCUUGGCAAAUUGAGCAGAUUACAUAUACUUGACCUCUCUUCAAAUAGUCUUGUUAAGGAAAUUCCAGAAGACCUGGGAAAACUGAAGUCACUUCUAGAGCUUUCUCUCUAUGACAAUCAUCUUGUAGGCUACAUACCUCAAGAAUUUGGAACAUUGCCCGAUCUAGCAAGAAUUAACCUUGCCGGAAAUAACCUAAGUGGCUCAAUUCCUAGACAACUUGGGGAGUGUUCGAAGCUUCAAAUAUUGAAUUUUAGUAGAAACAAUCUUGAUAGAAGCAUUCCCGUUGAGAUCAGCAAGCUUCAAUCUCUUGAAGUUCUCGAUUUGAGUCAAAAUUUGCUUACCGAAGAAAUUCCUGGACAACUUGGGCUACUGCAAAGAUUGGAAACACUCAAUCUCUCCCACAAUCAGCUCUCGGGUUCAAUUGUGUCGACCUUUAAGGAUAUGGCAAGCUUGACUUCCAUCGACAUAUCAUACAAUGAGUUAGAGGGUCCUUUACCAAAUAUUCUAGCCUUUCAUAAUGCUACAAUCGAAGUUGUGAGAGGGAACAAAGGCUUGUGUGGAGUUAUUGCUGGUCUCAAUCCUUGUACAGCAACAAUGUCCACAGGCGGAAACAAAAUUAAAAAGUUGCUGCUAAUUUUGAUUCCUACUUUAGGAUGCCUACUUUCUUUGUUUCUUAUUGCGGGAGCUUCAAGUGUUGUAUGCCGAAGAGUAAGAAAAACAGAGGCUAGUUUGAUCGAUGAAAGCAAUGAAAACCCAUGGGUAAUAUGGAGCUUUGAUGGAAGAAUGAUUUAUGAGAGCAUUAUUGAAGCCACAGAAGAGUUUGAUGCCAAAUAUUGCAUCGUUGUGGGAGGACAUGGGAGUGUUUACAAGGCCCAAUUGAAAACAGGUGAGACUAUUGCUAUAAAGAAACUUAAGGAAGCAGUGGACGUGGAAAUGGCCAGCCGAAAAGCAUUUGAAAGGGAGAUUCAUGCUCUGACUCAAGCUCGGCAUCGGAAUAUCAUCAAGCUCUAUGGCUUUUGCUCGAGUUCUCGACAUUCAUUUUUAGUGUACGAGUUCUUGGAAUUUGGCAGCUUGAAGGAUGUACUGAACAAUGAAGAGAGGAUAACAAUAUUUGACUGGAAGAAGAGAGUGAAUGUUGUUAAAGGUGUGGCUUAUGCUUUGUCCUACAUGCACCAUGAAUGCUCUCCUCCUAUAAUUCAUCGAGACAUAUCAAGCAAGAAUAUUUUAUUGGAUGAAGAAUACGAAGCUCACGUCUCUGAUUUUGGCACGGCUAAGGUUCUUGAACCUUAUUCAUCUAAUAGGACUCCCUUUGCAGGCACCAUUGGAUAUGCAGCACCAGAACUUGCAUACACAAUGGAAGUGAACGAGAAAUGCGAUGUUUAUAGCUUCGGGGUGGUGACAUUGGAACUAAUCAUGGGAAGUCAUCCAGGCGAUCUCGUAUUGUCUCUUGUGUCCUCUUCUUCAUCAUCCUCACACCAUUCAAUAGCUUCUUGGCCAUUGAAAGAAGUUUUAGAUCAAAGACUUCCAUGCCCGGAAGGUAAUGUGCUAGGAGAAGUGGCUUUGGUGACAAAGAUGGCAUUUUCGUGCAUAAGUCCUAGACCAGAGCAUCGUCCAAGCAUGCAACAAGUUUCUCGAGUGAUAACAGCACAUAGCUCCAUCGUGAUAAGCACAUCGGAGGACAUCAAAUUGGAAGAACUAGUUGAUCCUACAUGUUUCAUUUGUUGAAUAUUUUUGUCUUCCUGUUGCAGCCCUGUGUAGCAAGCUGGCUC